AUGUCCCUCGCACUCGUUGACUCGCUCAUCUGCAUCGAAAUGCCCUUUUUCGCCAUUGCACACCAGUAUGCUUUCCAGGCCAGCGACUACAUCGACCCGACCAUCACGUACGCUGCGCGUUUGCCAUUCUACUAUGCGUUUAGGGACGCGUUUGGUCUCAAGGACGUCUGGGAGGACAUCAAGUAUACCUUCCGCGCACGCGGUGUGUCGUACAAGGCAUACGAGGCGGCCGACGGCGAGCUGCAUCACGAAGAAGGACGGCGCAAGCGUAUCCGUGCUGGAAUGAGGUACGCCAAGGGCGGCAAGACAAAGUACUGGAUCCCCGUACCGGGCGACGAACCGCGACAGUCGUCUGAGCGCGGUCCGCUGCUGCCACACCACAACAACCACGGCUACAACGGUGGCUAUAUCGCCGGUAACACGUCCCCUAUGGCGUACGACUCGAGCGACUCGGACUCUGACGGUGCCACCAGUGUCGACUUUUCGUCAAUGUCCGAAGGCGAGGACGCCAUGUACGCCCGUGCCCGACGGAUCGGGUACUCUGGCUUCCCAAACGUGGACGUGAGCAGGGAACAGGAGCAGAGACGCAGGCGGGAGGAAGAGGACGGUAUCCUCGCCGGACGGAUCACGCGCCAGAGCAUCGGGGACGACAACAGCGCGGCGCCUGCGCGCCGUGGCGAGCGGCGGAGCGCCAAGAACCAGCGAGCCGGUCUCGGCAAGGGCAAGGAGAACGGCAACGGCAACGUAAAGGGCAAGGCCCGUAUGGGCGUGUACGGCGCGUGGGCGGACCGCGUCACGUCUGUGGAACGCCCGCUGGUCGCUGCCGACGUCGACGACGCGCCGUUUGACGGCGAAAACGAGAACCCGGGCGCGUGGCGCACGACCGUCGACGGCGAGGCGACGCAGUUGACAUGGACGCGCAACCGCAUGUCCGCCCCGCGGCCGCCUGUUGCUGCCCGCGCGUUCGUGCUCGAGGACACACCCGACCCCGAGGAGGCAUCACCGGCGUCCGUCGUGGAACGCUCAGACGCCGUCGACCUCGUGAGCCACGAGCAAGUCGUCGAGGCCACGCGGCCGAGGACGAAGAGCGAUCGCAGGGAGGAGGCGAGGGAGGCAAGGGUCAAGGCGCGUACGGGAGGUACACCGCCACAGCGUCUCGAGCCGGCGGUGGACCAACUCGUCGAGGCGGCGCCGCCGCCAGCAGCAGUCUACUCGCCACCGUCACCCGUGGCCGCGCCGCGUGGCACGUCACCUGCCCGUGGCGGGUUUGCCCCCUCGUCCUUCCGUGUCCCUUCUUAUGCGCGCUGGUCGCAGCCCGACGACGAGAACCCCUGGGCAUAG
Molecule: messenger RNA, 1341 nt
Organism: Apiotrichum porosum
Lineage: Eukaryota; Fungi; Basidiomycota; Tremellomycetes; Trichosporonales; Trichosporonaceae
Exons: 1
Coding region: 1-1341 (446 amino acids)
Source: RefSeq, a predicted model, not a curated record